Uncinocarpus reesii 1704 is the source of this 804-nucleotide messenger RNA. RefSeq lists its product as uncharacterized. Gene Ontology annotation, molecular function: oxidoreductase activity. The coding region runs from base 1 to 804 and encodes 267 amino acids. The record is from RefSeq and is a predicted model, not a curated record. The transcript has 2 exons. Lineage: Eukaryota; Fungi; Ascomycota; Eurotiomycetes; Onygenales; Onygenaceae.
AUGUCUUUCAAAGCUAAUAAGUUUCCAGUCGUUGUGGCAGCGAAAAGCAUAUCAGAUGCGUCCAAGACGUCCACGUUCCCACCGGAUCCAAACUCUUCAGAGUCUACCAUCAGCACUGUACAACGCGAAAUCCAAGAGAAUGGCGGCGAAGCGAAGAGCGUACAGGUUGACACCAGAGAUUUCGCAAGCGUGACAAACAUGGUGGAUUCGACAGUAAAAUCGUAUGGCCGCCUCGACGUGAUAGUGUAUAACUCGGGGGCGAUUUGGUGGUCAUCGGUGGAGAAGACUCCCAUGAAACGGUUUUUGCUGAUGCAACAAGUAAACGUUGAAGGCUUAUAUGGUACUGUUCAAGCGGCCCUGCCGCAUUUCAAGAAAAGUAAUUGGAAAGCCCGAAUCAUUGUUGUUAGCCCGCCGAUCUAUUCGAGAUUCUUUCGAGGGAAGACCGCAUAUGCGAUGGGAAAAGUGGCCAUGUCGGUACUAACAAAAGGCCUUGCCAUGGACUGGAUAAGGGAGGGAAAGCGUGAGAUGGCUAUCACGAGCAUCUGGCCUGCAGCCACGAUCUUCUCCGAUGCCAUUCUGGCCAUGCUUCGCGCCCCUGCCGAAGAGGUUAACGGCUGUCUUGAAUUAGACGAAGAUUUCCUUCGCAAGAAGGGCGUUUCUGACUUCUCACAAUAUAGCCUUGUCCCUGGAGCCAAUCCACGGCGAAUUAUGCCAGCUCAACUACCGGAUUUAACGGUUGCUGAGCAGAACGAUGAAGGACGCCGGGUAGACAGUACUGAACUCCGUCGUGGCUCGAAGAUAUAG